UGCAGCUCGAGCCCGGCGCAUCAGUAGCGCGAAUACUGUCAAACGCGGACACCACGGAAACCCUUACAAGUAGCGGAGAAGGACUACGCUUGUUACUUUUUUCUUUUUAAUUUUUUUUGGAAAGGGGAAACAAUACAUUUACAUUUCUUCUAAUUGUUGCUAUGUCGAUAGAACCUCAAACUUAAUAGUGACUAUUUUAACCCAGAAAAAAUAUAAUAGGCUUUAUAUUUCACCGGAACAGCCAAUGCGCAGGAUAUUUUAAGGAGGUUCAAAACACAUGUAAAGACGGAACCACUACAGCAAUCAAGAGCUGGUUCGGAAGAGCGCCACCAGCCAAGCUCCGACCCACGAGUACCGGACACAUCCUCCGAGGCGUCUGCCGAUACCCGGACCAUCUCCCGUAUCGCUAACAAACCCACCACAAUUCAGCGAGCAAAACUCACGCGAGAUCUAUGGCAUUGAAGCGAUGAGCAAACACGCGCACUUAUGGGAACAACUGCAUUUUGUCCAUCUAAAAUGCACUCCCCGAGACAUGCCUUGUGUACAGGCUCAGUAUGGCCCUGCUCCCCCGGGGUCCAGCUACUCCUCCCAGUCCGUCGGUUACCACGGAGACUACGGCUCUGACCUCAUGAACCCUGACUAUGCCAAGCUGGAGUUGGGCGCCGGGGAGAUCUCGGCGGCGGCCACCACCUCUCUGCCCAGCUUCAACGUGUUUGUGGAGAGCAGCUACGACCCGCCCAAGCCCUCCUGCCUGUACCAGCUGCCUAUGGCGCGCUCCGCCAUCAAGAAGGAGGACGAGCCGUACGCCUCCGGGCCGGCGCUCUCCAUGGGCCAGAACGAGGACGCGCUGGCCGGCGGCUCCAUGUACUUCAAGCAGUCUCCGCCCUCCACCCCGCCCACCCCGCUCCCGCCCGGCCCCCCGGGAGGCGCCUUCCUGUGGGAGGAGCCUCAGUCCCUGCAGCCCCUCCCCCAGCCGCAGCGAUUCGCUCACUUCUACGAGCAGUCGCCCGCCGCCACCUACGAGGGCAUGAGCCUGCAGGUGCGCCCCGAGCGCUCGCCCUCCGACGUGCACGGUCACGGCCACCCGCAGGCGCACCCGCACACGCACAUGUACCCGCUGGGCAUGGGCAAGGCCGGGGGUCUGCCGUUCCGCUCGCUGGCCACCAUGGGGGGGUGCCCGGCACCCCUGCCCUCCCCUCCCACACGGUCCAGCACGGGCGAGGGGACGUGUGCCGUGUGUGGAGACAACGCCGCCUGCCAACACUAUGGGGUGCGCACCUGUGAGGGCUGCAAAGGCUUCUUCAAGAGAACUGUUCAGAAGAAUGCCAAGUACGUCUGUUUGGCCAGUAAAAACUGCCCAGUGGACAAGAGACGGCGGAAUCGUUGCCAGUAUUGCCGCUUCCAGAAGUGUCUGAGUGUGGGGAUGGUAAAAGAAGUGGUCCGUACAGAUAGCCUAAAAGGCAGGAGGGGUCGUCUGCCGUCCAAACCAAAGAGCCCUCUGCAGACGGACCCGUCCCCCCCCUCGCCGCCCAUCAGCCUGGUCAGCGCUCUCCUGCGCGCCUACACACACUCCACCCCCCGGGAGCUCGACUACAGCCAGUUCAGCGCUGUGGAGACCAUGGGUCUGUCCGAGGCACAGCAGGUGCAGCUCUUCUACCGCCUGCUGACCUGCUCCAUGGAGGUGACGCGCGCCUGGGCUGACCGCAUCCCCGGCUUCUCCGAGCUCAACCGAGAUGACCAGAACACGCUCAUCGACUCGGCCUUCCUGGAGCUGUUUGUGCUGCGCCUGGCCUACAGGUGGGUGCUGCCGGAGGAGAAGCUGGUGCUGUGUAAUGGCUUGGUGCUGCACCGGCAGCAGUGUCUGCGGGGCUUCGGGGAGUGGCUGGACUCCAUCCGAGACUUCAGCGCCAACCUGCAGAGCCUUGGGCUGGACCUGACCGCCUUCAGCUGCCUCUGUGCCCUGGUGCUGCUCACAGAUCAGUGUCCUGGUCUGAAGGAUCGGAAGCGUGUGGAGGAGCUGCAGAAUAAGGUGCUCUGUUCUCUGCGGGAUCACCUGAGCUUCGGCUCCAGCGCUGGCGGGGCCGCGGCAGGGAAGGCUCCCCCCUCGCUGAACCGCGUGGUGGGGGUGAGGGCUGAGCUCCGGACCCAGCGGACCCAGGGCCUCCAGAGAAUCUUCUACCUGAAGCUCGAGGACUUGGUUCCUCCCCCUGCAGCCAUCGAUAGGUUCUUGGAUACACUGCCCUAUUAGAGCCCCCCCCACCCCUCGCUCGUCCAAAUGCAAAGACUUGCCCACUGUUCCAGACGGGGGGGUGCCAUCAUCAGCAGAAUUAGCUGUGGACGACAGGACUUUUGUCUGGAAGGAGGCCGCACUACAACGCCCAUGAUCUCCCAUAUACGCACACAGGACGUACGAUAUCGGUCGGAAAAAAGAAACAUACAAACCUACAACAACAAAACAAUCAGAACAUUUCUUAUAGUCGGUACGAUGGAGUGUGCGUGGGUGGGUGGGUAUGUAUGUGCACAGACAUGUGUUAUGAGUGUGUAUUUUGAGCCUUGACGGUGUGAAUCUGAUGUCACAACACAAAUUCACACAAGCCCCUCCUCAUCACUCCUACUCAGACGUGGACCCCCUCUGCAAGAGACUCUAUCUGUCCACGUGUGUCUUCUUGUAUUGUGGCCCAAAACAGAACACAACUCACCAUUGUAAACACAUGCAAAUAAAAAUGACAUACAAAAAAAUGCCCACCCACACUCAGUCACACACACACACACACACACACACACACACACACACACACACACACACACACACACACACACUCAGUCACACACACACACACACACACACACACACACACACACACACAGACACACACUCACAUCCACAAACACACGUUCGUAGAGCAUAGGCAGAGAGGGUAGUGAACAGCUCCUGCGUAUAAGUGCAAUUUCUGAAGUGCUUUCCCCACAGGAUCACACUGCAAAUCCAGCUCUGUAGUUGACAUUAGCUGACAUGAAUACUAAGACUCCGUCCUUAGAGCCACUGCCCGCAAGGCCAAAGGUCGGGGCCAACCACAGACAGCGCACAGCACUGCGCUGUGCCGCGCUAACCUUUCUACGACAACGGAGCUCCUCAGAACUUGAAUUUGCUGUAGUAUUUUUAUAUUGAAAAUAAGACAUGAAAUAAAUAAAAAAAAAACGCAGAAAAAACGUAGGGCUUCAAGACGACGGAACACCAGUGUGAGUCAGUGGGAGGGGGAGGGGGGUUACUGAGCACUUAAAGAAAGAUACAGAGACACAGAGAGAGGAAGAGAGGGAAAGAGGGAGGGGUGGAGGGAACAGAGGAGGGAGGAGAAAGAGACCGAACGAGAGAUUGGGAGCAAGAGGAGACAAAGGAAAGGGAGGAAGGGUGAAGAGAAGGGGUGAUACAUUCCGCAUUAAUAUGUCUUUUGUAUGUUUAUAUCAUUGAUGCCAUUUAUUGACAAUGAGGACUUUGUUGUUUUUGAUUUGUACAGAGGAAGAGGGUUUGUGCAUGGGUGUGUGUGUUUGCGCUUGCCUGUAUUUAUUGCAAAAGACUGCGGCGCUGAGAGAACUCUUUACAGCCCACCCAAGACAGAUUCAACCUAUAUAAAUAUAUAAAUAUAUUACCACACAAAAAAAAACUAAUAUUUUGAAGUGUUUAUAUCUGAUAGCCUUUUUCAACUAUUGUGGUACAACUUGUGCAUUAUUUUGUUUCUUUUUUGAAGAAGAAAUGGAAAAGAUUUCCACUGUCUCUUGGUUUGGUUUUAUUUUUGUCUCUUUGUUUCACUGGAGGUUCUGCUCAGCACUUUGACAUGAUAAAAUAGUUUAA
Messenger RNA from Sardina pilchardus (European sardine), 3850 nucleotides. RefSeq names its product nuclear receptor subfamily 4, group A, member 3 (gene nr4a3). Gene Ontology annotation, cellular component: nucleus; transcription regulator complex. NCBI's taxonomy places the organism in Eukaryota, Metazoa, Chordata, Actinopteri, Clupeiformes, Clupeidae. Bases 467 to 2248 code for a protein of 593 amino acids. The transcript has 9 exons. The record is from RefSeq and is a predicted model, not a curated record. Gene Ontology annotation, molecular function: nuclear receptor activity; nuclear glucocorticoid receptor binding; RNA polymerase II cis-regulatory region sequence-specific DNA binding. Gene Ontology annotation, biological process: regulation of transcription by RNA polymerase II; cellular response to corticotropin-releasing hormone stimulus.